Anarrhichthys ocellatus (wolf-eel) is the source of this 3736-nucleotide messenger RNA. RefSeq names its product cold shock domain containing C2, RNA binding b (gene csdc2b). Gene Ontology annotation, molecular function: mRNA 3'-UTR binding. Gene Ontology annotation, cellular component: cytoplasm. The transcript is spliced from 4 exons. Gene Ontology annotation, biological process: regulation of mRNA stability. NCBI's taxonomy places the organism in Eukaryota, Metazoa, Chordata, Actinopteri, Perciformes, Anarhichadidae. The coding region runs from base 1549 to 2013 and encodes 154 amino acids. The record is from RefSeq and is a predicted model, not a curated record.
UUUCUGUGAAUAUAUGCUGAGUCCGUGCAGAGGGGGGAGUGUGCCAGUGUGGCUUUGUUUUGGGAUCGGGACAAUGUAUUCUGUGCAUGCUCGACGGAACAACCGCUGAAUAAUUGAGACAGCUUUUAUCAUGAGCUGUAUUCAUCUGUGAUUGUAUGGAGCACUGGUCGGUGUAACAUCUCCACCAUAUUUGACCGUCAGCUGGUCUCAAUGAACGGACCUCUCACCCUGCUUUUGUCCACGUUGUAUACUAUCAAAUAGCAUCGACGGGUUUCUCCCCCCCCCCACACCUUUCACACGUUUUUGACAAAUUGCGGAUAUCAUUAGGACUGUCAAUUUGGUAUUCAUUUAUUGAAGUUUUUUACUAGAUAGGCUAAAAUAGGAGGGAAAAGCAAAUGAAUAAAAUAUGGGAUUUUAUGGUGGUUCUCUGAGGUAUAAGAGAAGUGUAUGACUUCAAUUGAACUCCACAAACACACAUUUCAUAUACACACUGCCUUUGGAUAAUCAUGGAACAGGGACAUGACCCUCUGUGGCUUAAUUUCUGCACAUCCAGAUGUUCACCUGCUGGUGUCUUUGAACUCUUGAGUCGCUCUCAAAGUAGUUUCUCAUCAUGAAACAGUCCGGUAUUGAUCGCGUAGACCUCUUUGUAACGUUCCCUGUGGUAACGCCGUGACAUUAGGAUUGUAGUACUCCUGUAGGAUGUGCAAUUGUUCAUUUGGGAACGGGGCACCGACGUCACGAACGCACCACUGGAGGCGGUGUUCUGCAGCUGUUCUGACGUCACGAGCUCGGCCUGCAUCAUUACAGACGAGAAGAGUGGGCGUAAAAAACACGUAGGCUGGUAUAUGGAAAACGACACGAUGUUUGUUGUCCGGACUGCGUUAAUGGGUUUUUUGGGGGGGAAUUCACCCUUUAUAGUGCUGACAGGAGAUCAGUCAGUUGCCUAUUAUUCUAACCUUGAAAAUAUCACAGUGGGGGAAAAACCGGAUUAGGAGUUAUUGAAGGGCAAGGUCACCUUACACGAUAUGUUGCGGAUUUUAGUAUUAGGGAAUGAUGAUCAACACAGAUGGACAGAGGAAUAAUUCCCCAAUUCUCCCGAAAUGGAGACUGGAUUAAGAGCACACUGUGUUACUCUAUCUAUUGAGUAUACACCGCAAUGAUGGUGCUCUGUAACACACUGAAGAGCGGGAAUGCAAGUCGAGUAGAUAUGAAAAUUGAAUCUCCACAUGUAUUCAUACGAUGCUUUGGGCAGCUUCAACUAGAAACCCUGUCGUAUAAUAAUCACGGGGGAUUGCCCGGAAAUGCAGUUUGUUACCAACAGAGCUGAAGGAAACAUUCAAAGGCUCCAGCCUGGCAUCCUGACAGACUUGAAGUGACAGCCCUGACCUGGAUAGCGGCUGUGCCUCUUGUCCCACACUGAGGCAGGCCUCUCCAAGCAGAAGGACUCACAGAUAGACCAGCGGACAGACGCCUGUGUCAGCAGCAGCGUCCAACACUGCAUCCACACCAUCCUCCUCUCAUCUUCCUCGUCCCUCUGUCACUUCUGACAUGGCAGACCCCGGCCUCACGUCGCCCUCUAGGAUCCCGCUGCGCUCCCCCAACACCUCCCUCAGCCUCUCCUUCCCCUUCCUGAGGGAGAGGAGCCGUAUAUGGGAGGGCAAAGAGCAGCCGCUGCCACGGGAUUUGCCCAGCCCGUUGCCAACCAAACGCAACCGCACCUACUCAGCUACGGUACGUGCUCAAUCAGGUCCCGUGUUUAAGGGCGUGUGUAAGAACUUCUCCAGGUCACAAGGUCACGGCUUCCUCCGACCCUCCCACGGUGGCGAAGAAAUCUUUGUUCACAUCUCAGACAUCGAGGGGGAGUACGUACCAGUAGAGGGCGACGAGGUCACGUACAAAGUGAGCCGGGUCCCUCCCAAGAACCUGAAGGUGCAGGCGGUGGAGGUGAAGAUCAUACAUCUCAACCCAGGGACGAAACACGAGACCUGGUCUGGCCAGAUCAUCAGCUCGUAGACCUGAACUCUGGGCCUGGUUGGUCGUGCAGGGAUGAGGAUGGGCCUGUCGUAGGACUGAUAACUUACAAUCUGUGCUAAAAUCCUUUCUUUAAAAACGCGUUUUAUCUCCACAGCAAAGGGCCCGUGACAAAUCAUGUGUCGUUGGUGUCCACUCGCAGAGCGGACGCACGGUUCAAAAGCUGUCCACUGCACUGAUGAAUCUGCUGUGUAUGUAACACUGACCAUUUAGUCACUGUUAGGAAAAAGACAUUUUUGUUUUAUUUAUUUCUAUUUUUGUCAUGACAGCAGUAAUAAAAGUCAGAUUUGAGAUGGUAGGGUAAAGGGAAUGGCGAAGGAUUAAACUGGAAAAGGCUUUUGGGCCUCAUUUUUUAUAUAGAUGAGCCGUGUAAAGUAUGAAAAACUAGUAAAACUGAGGACAUAAUUGUGUUGCAGAUCUGCAAACUGAGGCAUGACAGCUGAGUGUUUGUGCAAGGAGGGAGAGCGACGUAGGACAGAAGGCUGAAUUCACUUUUACUUCCCUUCUUUGCCGCUGUUGUGCACUUGUUUACUUAAACCAGCGUUUCCAGGAUGUUGGGUGCAAGUGUGGGUCAGAUUAUCAAAGCCUACGCAGUCCAGACUUUGGACAGAUGAGAAGAAACUUUGAAUUCAAGAACAAAGAUAACGGAUGUAAACGCAAGUAGUUAAGGAAAUUGAAGUUAAAGAGUUUUGAAGGAUUGUGUUGUUGAGUGAAAGGAAGUUGAAAUGGUAGGUUGACCAACACAAUGACAGUAACCCGAAAUAUGAAUAGUUCUAUGUUUGCACCCUAGACAGGACGUCUCAUGAGCUCCUUUUGGGUUUCAGGUCACCAGUUUAGAAACAUGACCAGUUAGGACAAAAAAAGGGGAAGUUUUAUUUUGAAGUGAUGGAGUGAGUUGAAAGUUAUGAAUCCAGUUUGUCUUUGACAGAAAUAGCAUGAAGGGAGAUCAGGAGUAAAACAGGCAGAUCACAUUAAACCAAGCAUGAAUACUUCAAAAGAUUGAAAAGAAAAUGACAUACUUUACAGUGAAGGGAAAGCGACUGCAAGUAUUUUCCUGGAAAACACAUAUCCUUGGUUGUUUAUCUUGUUUGUGGUUAUUUAUUUUGAUUAUUUAUUUGAUGAUUUAAUCAGAUUUGUGUGUGUCGUCAGAUUGCAAGCUCUAUAUUUUGGGUAAGUACAGUCAAAGCUUGCACUUAAGAAAUUUGAACUUCCAAAAUGAAAACUGCCAGAAAAACUGCUAUUGACAUCACUGUCAGGUUUUUCAAAUUUUGUUGUGUUUGAAAAAAAAUGUCUGUUUUGAAAACGUCUGGGGACAGAUAUUGCUGAUAAAAAAAAAAACAACUAUUUGUAAAUCUCUUUUUCUAUUAUCAGAAAAACAUGUAUCUGUGUGUGGUUUAUUAAGCGUAUCAGUGUAAUGGUGAACUACAUGACUUCAUAGUUGGUGCCAAAAGAGAUCAACGUCACAUCAACAUUGUUUGUAGUUAUUCAGGUUUUGCUCAGUGUGUCAUUUUCUAUUAUGUCUGUUCCAUCGAGUCUCUAUGCAUCCCGUCUGUCUGUCAGUGUCACUGCCUGAACUUGUUCAACAUUACUUUUGAUUUAUUUAAGGGCACUUUCUUUUAUGGACGAGCCACGGUGGUGGUGAUCCCCAUGAUUACUUCUACUGAGCCUCGAAAGAACAUUAAAGCAUUUUAUGAUUCACACGUCU